AUGUUAGCUGGUGAUGUGAGGGGUGGGGAGCUGGUGGCUGUACUGCGUGGGGCAAACGCUCCCAUGCUUCAGAGGAUGAUUGUGGAGGAGCUAGCCAAAGAGAAGCUGGUCCUGGAGCAAGGUGGUGAACGCAAAGUGGUGAAAGAUAAUGGUCUGACAGAUGAGGAGAACAAAGAAGAGGAGGAGUUGCCACAACAUUUGGAAAAUGAAGAAAGUGUAAUUGUCCCUGCCAGUAAAUCCUACACAGUUGCCAUCAUUAAACCAGACGCCGUUGCUCACGGCAAGGCAAAUGAGAUUAUUAUGAAGAUUCAGGAUGCUGGCUUUGAGAUCCUGGCGCAUGAGGAACGCACGCUAACGGAGGCUGAAGCUCGAGAUUUUUACCAACACAAAGCAGCAGAGGCGUGCUUUGAGGAUUUGGUGCAGUUUAUGUCCAGUGGUCCCUUCCAUAUUCUAGUACUCUCUCAGGUAGAGGGAUCUGCAGCCGUUGUACCGGCAUGGCGUGAGUUUAUUGGCCCAGCAGACAUAGAAGAAGCCAAGAGAGAAAAUCCAGAAAGCUUGCGGGCACAAUACGGCACAGAGACACUGUUCAACGCAGUGCACGGUAGUGAGGACAGCGACCAGGCCAGCAGGGAACUCGCCUUCUUCUUCCCCAACUUUCGGACGGCCUCGGUAAUGGAGCAGGAUGGGGAGGAAGAGCAUGUGGAGAGGACACUGGCUCUCAUCCGCCCCGACGUUGCCAGGGAGAACAGAGAAGAGAUCUUAGAUCACAUCCACAAGUCUGGCUUUAUAAUAGCGCUUCAAAAAGAGGUGAUGCUGUCAGAGGAGCAGGUCAGACAGUUUUACUGUCAACAUGUUGAGGAGGACUACUUCCCUGCACUGCUCCAAACCAUGACCAGUGGGCCAGUGCUGGCUUUGGCUCUUGCCAGAAAAGGGGCUGUAAGUCAUUGGAAAACCAUCCUCGGUCCUUCUGACAUCAAUAAAGCCAAAGAGGAGAGUCCAGACUGUCUAAGGGCCCAGUUUGCAGUGGAAAAUAAGCCUAUCAACCAGCUCCAUGGCAGUGGAAGCCGCGAAGAGGCAGAGCAAGAGAUCAGCUUCUUCUUCCCUAAACAACAGACUGUGGCAGUGAUCAAGCCAGAUGCAAUGGAGGAACACAGAGAGGCUAUUUUGGAGGAGAUUCGUGGCCGAGGUUUCUCUGUAACAAGGCUAAAGGAGACCGUGCUGUCAAGGGAGAUGGCUGAGGAGUUUUACAAAGAGCACAGAGAGAAGCCUUUCUUUAACCAGCUGGUGGAGUUCAUGUGUCGGGGACCCUGUAUGAUGCUUGUCCUCACUAAGGAAAAUGCGGUGGAGGAGUGGAGGGCCAUGAUGGGUCCCACAGACCCGAACAAGGCAAAGGAAGCGUCCCCGGAGUCUCUGAGGGCUCGCUUUGCUGCAGACAUCCUCCAUAACUCAGUUCAUGGUUCUUCCAACGAGCAGCACGCGGAGGAAAAGAUCCGUUUUAUCUUCGGUGACAUCAGCACAGAUGCGGAGCUCACCAGUGACGAUCCCAUUUCAGAUGACCCACAAACAGGAGGAAGCAUCGAUCCAGAGCACUCAAACUGAAUCAUCACACCUUGUGUUUUCUCUUCUAUUAUAAGCUUAAUGUGUAAAAUCGUGGGAACAACAGAGCGCCUGCCAUUCUAUGAAUCAUGAAAUAAACAAGACAAAUAUAUAUCA
Pundamilia nyererei is the source of this 1713-nucleotide messenger RNA. RefSeq names its product thioredoxin domain-containing protein 3 homolog. Gene Ontology annotation, biological process: GTP biosynthetic process; CTP biosynthetic process; UTP biosynthetic process. NCBI's taxonomy places the organism in Eukaryota, Metazoa, Chordata, Actinopteri, Cichliformes, Cichlidae. The record is from RefSeq and is a predicted model, not a curated record. Bases 1 to 1599 code for a protein of 532 amino acids. Gene Ontology annotation, molecular function: nucleoside diphosphate kinase activity. The transcript has 13 exons.